AUGCAGCUUUAUCAAUCCAACCUUCUGGCGGUGAUGAUGGUCCUGGUUGGAAUUACGUCCGCAAAAUUUCCAUGUCCCGGAGAAAAGUCAUACGGUGGCUGUGGAGUUGAGGACAAGAACGGGGGUAGAGCUACCAUGAUCAUGACGCCCGCUUACUCCAGCUCUCGAGGUAGCUUCACGUGUGCUAAGAUCAAGGUUAACAACGAAUACUCCAAAGUUGCAGCUUGUUGUGUGCCAACCGCCAUGGAUAAGCUGGAUCCAGCUAUUGGUGGGAAGAGGCUCGCAAUGGGGGAUUACCACAACAUGUGCAAUUUCGUAUCCGACGUCGCCAACCCCCCUCAAUAACACACGAAUUGCGUUCUAUCCAAGGAUACUUGACAUUAAAGUUUAACAUGUGAAUAAACUGUAAAUAAAUCCAAAUAAUAGUGAUGAAGACACG
Molecule: messenger RNA, 439 nt
Organism: Puccinia graminis f. sp. tritici CRL 75-36-700-3
Lineage: Eukaryota; Fungi; Basidiomycota; Pucciniomycetes; Pucciniales; Pucciniaceae
Exons: 3
Coding region: 1-345 (114 amino acids)
Source: RefSeq, a predicted model, not a curated record